This is a messenger RNA of Arabis nemorensis, 2025 nucleotides long. The record is from the annotation of a GenBank genome assembly. Lineage: Eukaryota; Viridiplantae; Streptophyta; Magnoliopsida; Brassicales; Brassicaceae.
AUGCGCAUGGAUUCCUUGAGAUUUCUUCACGUUUUCUUCUUCCUUACACUGAUUCUCCGUUGCCAUUGUGCAACAUCACUCUCUGGUUCUUCUGAUGUGAAGCUUCUUAUGGGAAAGAUCAAGUCUUCACUGCAAGGAAACAGUGAGAGCUUACUGUUGUCUUCUUGGAACUCAUCUGUUCCAGUUUGUCAAUGGAGAGGGGUAAAAUGGGUAUUUUCAGAUGGGUCUCCUCUUCAAUGUAGCGUCCUCUCUUCACCACAAUGGACCAACUUUUCUCUCUUCAACGACUCUUCUCUCCACCUUCUCUCCCUCCAGCUCCCUUCUGCUAAUCUCACUGGUUCACUCCCUAGGGAGAUUGGUGAGUUCUCUAUGCUUCAGAGUGUGUUCCUCAACAUCAAUUCCUUAAGUGGGUCAAUCCCUCUUGAGCUUGGUUACACUUCUUCUCUUUCUGAUGUUGAUUUGAGCGGUAAUGCCCUAACUGGUGUUUUGCCUCCAUCGAUUUGGAAUCUCUGUGAUAAGCUUGUCUCCCUCAAGAUUCAUGGUAACUCCUUGUUUGGGGCUUUGCCUAAGCCUGCUUUGCCAAAUUCCACUUGCAGUAAUCUCCAAGUUCUUGAUUUGGGUGGUAAUAACUUCUCAGGUGAGUUCCCUGAGUAUAUAACCAGGUUUAAAGGUCUGAAAUCACUUGAUCUUUCAAGUAAUGUCUUUGAGGGUCUUGUUCCUGAGGGUUUAGCUGUAUUACAACUUGAAAGUCUAAAUCUUUCUCACAAUAACUUCAGUGGGGUAUUGCCAAAUUUUGAUGGAUCAAAGUUUGGUGCAGAAUCUUUCGAAGGGAACAAUCCUAGCCUUUGUGGCUUGCCUUUGAAACCCUGUCUAGGCUCCUCUAGGUUGAGUCCAGGUGCUGUUGCUGGCCUUGUGAUUGGUUUAAUGUCAGGGGCUGUUGUUGCGGCCUCGUUGUUAAUUGGGUAUUUGCAGAACAAAAAAAGAAAGAAAAGCAUAGAGAGUGAAGAUGAUUUGGAAGAAGGUGAUGAAGACAAUGAAAUCGGCGAUAAGGAUGGCGGUGAAGGGAAGUUAAUUGUGUUCCAAGGUGGUGAGAAUCUGACAUUGGAAGAUGUUUUGAAUGCAACGGGGCAAGUUAUGGAGAAGACGAGCUAUGGUACGGUUUAUAAGGCAAAGCUUAGUGAUGGAGGGAAUAUUGCAUUGAGGCUAUUGAGAGAAGGUACUUGCAAGGAUAGAAGCUCUUGUUUGCCUGUUAUAAGGCAAUUGGGACGCAUUCGGCAUGAGAAUUUGGUUCCGUUAAGAGCUUUCUAUCAGGGAAAGAGAGGAGAAAAGCUCCUCAUUUAUGACUAUCUUCCCAACAUAAGCUUACAUGAUUUGUUGCACGAAAGUAAACCCGGAAAGCCAGCUCUGAAUUGGGCCAGGAGACACAAGAUUGCACUGGGAAUAGCCAGAGGACUUGCUUAUCUUCAUACCGGACAAGAAGUUCCUGUCAUCCACGGAAAUAUUAGAUCAAAGAAUGUGCUCGUGGACGACUUUUUCUUUGCUAGGCUCACUGAGUUUGGGCUUGACAAGAUAAUGGUACAGGCAGUAGCCGAUGAGAUUGUUUCGCAGGCGAAAUCCGAUGGCUACAAAGCACCUGAACUACACAAGAUGAAGAAGUGCAACCCAAGGAGUGAUGUUUACGCCUUUGGGAUCCUUCUCUUGGAGAUAUUGAUGGGUAAGAAACCAGGAAAGAGUGGAAGGAACAAUAGUGAGUUUGUGGAUCUGCCUUCUUUGGUUAAAGCUGCUGUGUUAGAGGAGACAACAAUGGAGGUUUUCGACUUGGAGGCGCUGAAAGGAAUUAGAAGCCCAAUGGAAGAAGGUUUGGUUCAUGCAUUGAAGCUAGCAAUGGGAUGUUGUGCUCCAGUUACAACAGUCAGACCCACCAUGGAAGAGGUCGUGAAGCAGUUGGAGGAGAACAGACCGAGGAACAGAUCCGCAUUGUACAGCCCAACAGAAACCAGGAGUGACGCCGAGACUCCAUUCUGA